Molecule: messenger RNA, 4741 nt
Organism: Hylaeus anthracinus
Lineage: Eukaryota; Metazoa; Arthropoda; Insecta; Hymenoptera; Colletidae
Exons: 3
Coding region: 620-1258 (212 amino acids)
Source: RefSeq, a predicted model, not a curated record
CUUUCCCGCGGAAUCUUUUGGAAGACCAUGCUUAGAGGUGGGGAUGCACGUGCCAUUGCUUUUGUUAUUGAGAUUGUCGUGAUAUCGAAGCUCGAGCCGCGUGCACGAGAAUCGUGCAUCUACGCACGCGUGACCAUGUUGCGCGCAACCACGAGGGGGGAUAACAUGGCGGUGCUCGAUCGCCGUUAGUCGAUGUUCAGACACUGUCACUGGCGGAUUUCGAUCAUCCCUCCGUACUGUCAGGAUGAAGGAUCGUUCUGACUGAAAGCUCGCAUACCGUGCAGUUAUCGUUCCACGAUUGUAUAACAUGGUUUAAUGGUCUGCUGAGAUUAAAUUCGAACAAUUCCGUAACCUCGAUCGCUAAAUCGUUCGCAAAUACGUGCGUUAAGUGACGUUUGUAGUGUGUUCUAAUAUCGAUUUAAAACGCGAUUGGGGAUUUAACUAACGAGGAAAUUCAAACGUUCGCAUCACGAAAGUGAUUCUGUAAUUAAUCGGUGCUGGACUGAAUGAUUGACAACGGAAUCAGAGAAUACUGAUACCUGAUUACGAGAAACAUUUGUUUGGAAAUCCUCGUGGCUACAUCCCACGCUUAACCUGCAAACCGAUUACUCGUUGCAAAAUGGCUCCGACCAUUUGCCUGUCGGAGCUGCCAGCGGUAAGGAAAUCAACGAUCCCGUGUUCUCGUCGACGACAAAGAGUUUCCAAUGGAACCGUUGCGAAGCAACAGAGAUUCGAGUUGAGGAGGAUGGAGAUAAACACGCCGCGGCACGAUAAAGCGUCUUUAACGCCGCCAGAAAGUCCUCUCUGGGAACCAGAGUGUCCAAACGACUCCUGCGUCCCAACUGUCGUCAGUUCUUCAGCUCCGAACGUUUCUGCUCGAGUACCAACGGACGCGGAGGAACAUUGGAGAGUGUUCCUGGCGCGGCGGAAAGGUCUUCUAGACAUCGUUGUGCGCACAAUGGCCCUCGUGCGACGGAACAACAUCCUUCAGGAAAGGGUGAACGCACUGAGCGCGGAGACACGUGACUUCAUCCACUCGGUGCUAAAUAAUCCCGAGAACAAGUGCGUGCAACAGAGAUUGGACGCGUCGGAUUGCAAGGACGCGGACGUGUCGUCCUCGACGGAAGAGACCAUACCAAGACCGUCUCUACCACCGACUCCAGACACUACGUAUUCUUCGUCGAACGAUGUCACGUCUAGUUGCGAUAGCAGCGAACACGACACCGAACAGUCUUUCUCAGAGGACGACGAAUCGUAAACCUCGAAUCCGCGUGUACGUGCAAGAGGAAUAGGUAAUCCCUAAGUGGGAAUGAAAAGAAACAUAUUAAAAAAUCUAUGGUCGAUCGUUGACUAUCCGACGAUGAUACAAUCGCUUCUUGAUUACGUUAAGUAAAUUGAAUUUUCCAUUUCUAUACAUAUUGACCCUCGGAAGAUGUAUGAUUUUGUGAGUUACGAAGGUACAAGGUCAUUUUCUUCUGGAAUUGAGAUUUUAUCGUAUAAAUAUGAUACUUAUGACGAGAUUACGAUUUCCGUGGCGUCGGAAUUUUACUGUGUUUUUAUUUAUACAGGGUGUCCCAAAAAUGUUGUAACACCUUGAAAGAGGUGGCUCGGGAGGUGGCUCGGGAGGUGAUUUGAAACAACUUUUUCCUUAGCGAAAAUGUUGUCCGAGGUUUCGUUAAGGAGAUAUUAACAGAAAACAUUGACCAAUCAGAGCGCGAGUAUGACGGUUGAGCGUAGGCUACGCGAUAGGCGGCCGCUCCAACGGCCUGUAUAUCUGAAUUAUCGGGAGGUAAGACAGUCAACGCCGAUAAGUCUCCAUCGUUUAUGCUUAUGACGUAACGACCGCUGGCGAUGCCACGUUCUUCUAUGCGACCUAGUCCGUAUAUCUGUCGCAGGGAAAUGAUAAAAAUAGAGAUUUGAACAAAUCCCUAAGGUAGAUGAUCAAUUCACGGGAGAUGUUAAAAUAACAAGUCCGUAAGGUCAUUUCUCUAAAGAAAGUAAGUGAUUUGAUCAAAUCCCUUAACUGUUUUAGUGUAAAGAUGAAAUAAUAUUGUUUAGAUAUUAAAAGUAUUAAUUUAGUAAAUCAUGCGUUAUUAAGUGUAGAGUAGGUAAUACAACAAUAGUCGUAGAAACAUGAAUUAUUUAUUAAUUACAUUCCCUAAAAAUAUUCUUUUUGUUUUUUAAAAUAUCAGCUUAAGUACCUAUUUCUUUUGCUAAUUAGUCUCGAAUAAAUAAUUUAUAUUUCUAUGAGUAUUGUUGUAUUACCUAUUCUACUUUUAAUAACGCAUGAUUUACUAAAUAAAUACAUUCAAUAUCUAAACAAUAUUAUUUCAUCUUUUCGUUAAAACAAUUAAGGGAUUUGAUCAAGUUAUACUAUUUCAUCUUUUCGCUAAAACAGUUAAGGGAUUUGAUUAAAUCACUUACUUUCUUUAGGGAAAUGACCUUACGGAGUUAUUAUUUUAACAUCUCCCGUGAAUUGAUCAUCUACCUUAGGGAUUUGAUCAAAUCUCUAUUUGUAUCAUUUCACUGCGACAUAUCGACACAAUCUCACCUUUAGAGUUAAAGAUUGGACAACCACUCGUGUCGGGGUCGCCACUCCAGUGACUGGCUCUAAUAAAAUUAUAACUUCUGUCAACUUCGAUUGAACGCAUCUCAUAAAAUAAGACGUCGUCUCUAGUUGAGAAAUUGCUCUUAGGGUUCUACACCAAUAAAUAUUGUCCGAUUCUUCUAGAUGGACUGAUAACGCACAAAAUCUCACCUACUUCAGCUUUUGCAAAUUUGAAAGUUCUCUCUCCGUAGACGAAUCUCUCUCCAAGUCUUCACUCUCUAAUGAAUGGAAUAUUUUAUCCCAUGUAUAAGUCAUUCUCGCGCGUAUCAAAGUAACGUCAUUACCAUAGAUCACACGAAAGGAAGUGAAUAAAUUGGCCAUAUCGCCAAAACAACAACCAGAAUUUGAAGCAGAUAUGUUUUUAUACAUAUAAUUUGUUAGAAAAACAAUGCCGCAAUUCUCUAUCAUGUUUAGUUUAUAAAUUAUGUUCAUUAUAAACAUGAUGUUAUCAAACUUUAAAUAAAUGUUACUUCUAAACUAAACGUGAUAGAGAAUUGCGAUUUACAGCAUUGUUUUUCUGAUAAAUUAUAUUAAAUAAAAACGCAAUCAAAUCAUGGUGCCACGGAAAUCGUAAUCGUGGCAUAUAUUUAUGUGUUUCUCUGUGAGAGUUAAUAAGUGAAAAUGAAGAGCAGGGAAAUGGGAAUAUUUGGAUAAUCUAGGAUGAACAUGAUGCGCAUUACUUGCAUUAAGUACAGAGAAAUGUCUUGUUUUUACCAUCAGCUAAGUCUAAAGAGUUAUUAAAAAAUUUACAAUAAUAUUCUACAUCUCAAAAGUAAAAACAGAAUCUGAAUAAACAUGAGCCAGCAAACUAAUUAUUACUGAAAUUCAGCUGCUAAGUCGAAACAUGAACUAUAUUUUGGUUCAAAAGUAGUUUCCAGACUAAUAUAACAAAUGGAAUGAAUAUGAAAGAAUCUCAACAAUAAUUUUAUCUGACCUGUUGUUAAUACUAAAUAAUAGAAAUGCUUCUAUACUAUCCUUCAUAUAACACUCCAACAUAUAAAGCCGGCGACUGACUUGCAACAGAACACUGUAAUGUAACUGCUCGGCACGAAUUGUACGGUUCGACACCAACGUUACAAGGUCGUUUUUGAAAUCACGAAUGCUCGCUUCGAACUCUCGGCUGAAUUCUCUCUCAAUGCUUCCUACUCAAUUCAGUGAAAAGUAGACGAUCAAAGAGGUUUCUCAAAAAACCGACAGACCAGUGGAGCACGGUCGAGCGCGAACCGUUCGCAAGAGUCCGUCCAGACUAAUUGUAAGCGUAUGCUCGCGUUACAUUACAAUGUUCUGUUGCAAGUCAGUCGCCGGCUUAAGACUCCAUCAGUUGAGUUACUUGAAGCAGGUGUUAAAUUCAGUAGUCAUUCAACUAGAGUCUAACUAUACAUAUAUACUUUGAACAGAUAACAUUUGAGAUAUAGAAUAAAUUUUAACACUUUUAGAUUUACACUCUAUUGUGUAACUACCUAACAAUUAAUGAAUCAAACAUUAAGUUUUUCGUUAAUUUAAUUUUGCAUACUAUGUGUGUUAAAAAUUUCAUCAACGAUACUGUAAGAAAUAAAGAAUAGAAUAGAGCUUCAAGAAGAGAUUGUACAGAAUUGUUUGUAAUGUAUAGUAAAACGAAUUUGAAAGAAAUCAUUUUCUCAUGGUGGCUUCACUGAAUUCAUUGAAAAUUUCAACCCAGUUCUUUUUCGUGAAGGUACAUCAGUAGUUUGUAAGUUCUACCCAGCUAAUUUUUACAAAAGAAUUGUAAAAAGAAUUGGGUUGUACUGACUCGUAUAUUGAGAAUAUUAAGUAUGAAACGUUUAAUAAUAGUCUUCGAGCAGAAGAAGCUUAUGUAUCAGUGAAGUAGUUAGAUAGAAAACUAUAAAAGGAGUAUCAAUCUAUCAGAACAACGCAACUUGUAACAUAUUGUUGCUAAGUAGAAAUAUUGCAAUCAAUAGGUAACAUUGAAGAUUCACACUUUGAUUGUGGUCCAUUGAAGACAGAGCACUAGCGUGAAAUGAAUCUUAUUCAAUAAAAUGCAGAAUUAUAUCUACUUUAAUUAUGAGCCAAUUUAAAUUAAAACGCUCUGCAAAUUCGUGGCUGUGAAAUUUUGUAUUUGCACGUGUAAUUGUAUCUCUCUCUCUCUCUCUCUCU